This is a messenger RNA of Rotaria sp. Silwood2, 588 nucleotides long. The record is from the annotation of a GenBank genome assembly. NCBI's taxonomy places the organism in Eukaryota, Metazoa, Rotifera, Eurotatoria, Philodinida, Philodinidae.
AUGACUACAAGAUCAUUGUUUAUGUCAGAUAUUUCAUUGAAUAUGAAAGAAAAAACAUUGUUACAUGAUCUAGGACAUAACUAUGUUGGUGUCGAAAAAGUUUCUCGAAUUCAUGAUGAUAGUGGAAAACCGACUGAUGCUAUUCGAGUCGAUAUGAAAUCCAAUAAGUUGGCUAUGAAGAUUCUCGAUGAUGGAUACAUUCUCUUCGAUGGUAAGAAAUGUGAUGUUCGACCAUAUUGGCCAAGACUUUGUCGCCGAUGUCGUAAAGAAGGGCACAAUGCCUCAGAAUGUCCUCAAAGACCGUUGACAUUUGAGUGUGCUAUGGAAAUAUUUAAAGAGCAACAAACGCAACUCGAAGCAAAGAUAAAUGCCUUUGAAAGUAAGUGGAAUACACGUCUAUCAUCAUUGAUCACACCAUCGAUGAACGUUAACAUUGAUCAAGUGUUACCAAUAUUUAAAGAUCUAAAAACGGUCGCUCAACAAUUGAAUCAACAAAAUGUUCAAGUGCAAAGACAGCUUCGUUCUAUUGUCAAUCGAGUGCAAGAUGUAAAAGUACAAUUGAGUAAUGCACAAGAACAAAAAACAUAG